This is a messenger RNA of Sphaerodactylus townsendi, 15323 nucleotides long. It is a transcript of the gene PLEC, whose product is annotated as plectin. Gene Ontology annotation, cellular component: membrane; keratin filament; cytoskeleton. Gene Ontology annotation, molecular function: structural molecule activity; protein binding; keratin filament binding. NCBI's taxonomy places the organism in Eukaryota, Metazoa, Chordata, Lepidosauria, Squamata, Sphaerodactylidae. The record is from RefSeq and is a predicted model, not a curated record. Gene Ontology annotation, biological process: wound healing; intermediate filament bundle assembly.
UCCUGCUCUCCUCUCUCUUCUUGGGUGGCCACAGCACUGGCGGGCAGAGGCCCAGCGCCACGUGAACGACCUCUACGAAGACCUCCGCGAUGGACACAACCUGAUUUCCCUGCUGGAGGUUCUCUCGGGAGACACCCUGCCUCGAGAGAAGGGCCGGAUGCGGUUCCACAAACUCCAGAAUGUGCAAAUUGCCCUGGACUACCUGAAGCACCGGCAGGUGAAGCUGGUUAACAUCCGGAACGAUGACAUCGCUGACGGGAACCCCAAGCUCACGCUGGGCCUCAUCUGGACCAUUAUCCUGCACUUCCAGAUCUCCGACAUCCAGGUGAGCGGCCAGUCGGAGGACAUGACGGCCAAAGAGAAGCUGCUGCUGUGGUCUCAGCGCAUGGUGGAAGGGUACCAGGGCCUGCGCUGCGACAACUUCACCCUCAGCUGGCGUGACGGGCGCCUCUUCAACGCCAUCAUCCACCGGCACAAGCCCGUGCUGAUUGAUAUGAACAAAGUAUAUCGCCAGACCAACGUGGAGAAUCUGGAGCAGGCCUUCUCUGUGGCGGAGCAUGAGUUGGGGGUGACGCGGCUCCUGGACCCCGAAGAUGUGGACGUGCCUCAGCCGGACGAGAAAUCCAUCAUCACUUACGUCUCCUCGCUCUACGACGCCAUGCCCCGCGUGCCGGACGUGCAGGAUGGGGUCAAGGCCAAUGAAUUGCAGCUGCGUUGGCAGGAGUACUCAGAGUUGGUGACGCUUCUUCUGCAAUGGAUCCGGCACCACACGGUGGUCUUUGAGGAGCGGAGGGUCCCUGCCAGCUACGAGGAGAUUGAGGUCUUGUGGCGCCAGUUUCUGAAAUUCAAGGAGACGGAGCUGCCGGCCAAGGAGUCCGACAAGAACCGCUCCAAAGCCAUCUACCUGUCCUUGGAGCCUGCAGUGCAGUCCGGGCAAGUCAAGGUGCCCCCCGGCUACCACCCGCUGGACGUGGAGAAGGAGUGGGGCAAGCUGCACGUGGCCAUCCUGGAACGAGAGAAGCUUCUGCGCUCCGAGUUCGAAAGGCUGGAAAGGCUGCAGCGCAUUGUCAGCAAGUUGCAGAUGGAGUCUGGCCUCUGCGAAGAGCAGCUGAACCAAGCUGACACCCUCCUGCAGUCGGACAUCCGGCUGCUGAACGCCGGCAAGAGCCCUCAGAAGGCAGCCGAGAUCGAACGGGACCUGGACAAGGCCGAUGCCAUGAUCCGCUCCCUCUUCAACGACGUGCAGGCGCUCAAGGACGGGCGCCACCCGCAGGGCGAGCAGAUGUACCGCAGGGUCUACCGCCUGCACGAGCGCCUCGUGGCCAUCCGCACGGAGUACAACCUCCGCCUGAAGUCCGGCUCGGCGCCCAUCGCGCAGGUGUCCCUGCCUGUCACCCAGAGGCCCCGGCAGGAGCUGGAGGACGUCACUCUGCGCUACCUGCAGGACUUGCUGGCCUGGGUGGAAGAGAACCAGCGGCGCGUCAGUGCGGCCGAGUGGGGCAUUGACCUACCCACUGUGGAGUCCCAGCUGGGCAGCCACCGGGGCUUGCACCAGUCCGUGGAGGAGUUCCGCACCAAGAUCGAGAGGGCCCGUGCCGACGAGGCCCAGCUGUCUCCGGGCCCACGCAGCGCCUACCGGGACUGCCUGACGAAGCUGGACGUGCAGUAUGCCAAGCUGCUGAACUCUUCCAAGGCCCGCCUGCGGCAACUGGAGAGCCUCCACGCGUUCGUGGCCGCUGCCACCAAGGAGCUGAUGUGGCUGAACGAGAAGGAGGAGGAGGAGGUCAAUUACGACUGGAGCGAACGGAACAGCAACAUGGCUGCCAAGAAGGAGAGCUACUCGGGGCUGAUGCGAGACCUGGAGCAGCGAGAGCGGAAAAUCAAGGAGAUCCAGAACACGGGCGAUCGGCUGCUGCGAGAAGAGCACCCGGGCAAGCCGACGGUGGAGGCAUUCCAGGCUGCCCUGCAGACUCAGUGGAGCUGGAUGCUCCAACUCUGCUGCUGCAUAGAGGCUCACCUGAAGGAGAACACCAACUAUUUCCAGUUCUUUGCUGAUGUGAAAGAAUCCGAGGAGUUCCUGCGCAGGACCCAGGAGAUGAUGCGGAAGAAGUUUUCCUGCGACCGCUCCGCCACCGUGACGCGCCUGGAGGAUCUGGUGCAGGACUGCCUGGACGAGAAGGAGCACCUGGCCGAGUACCAGGGGCAGCUGGCCGGGCUGGCCAAGCGAGCCAAGGCAGUGGUCCAGCUGAAGCCGCGCAGCCCAGCCACCCCGAUCAAGGGCAAGGGCUUGCCGCUCCAGGCCGUCUGCGACUACAAGCAAAUGGAGAUCACAGUGCACAAGGGCGACUCUGGCACUCUCCUGAGCAACGCCCAGCCCUACAAGUGGAAGGUGUUGAAUGCAGCAGGAAGUGAGGCCGUGGUGCCAUCCGUCUGCUUCCUCGUGCCCCCGCCCAACAAGGAGGCCCUGGAUGCUGUGGGCAGGUUGGAGGCCACUCACCAGAGCUUGCUGGGCCUGUGGCAGCAGCUGCACGUCGACUUGCGCAGCCUCCUCUCCUGGCAGUGCCUGCAGCGAGACAUCCAGCAGAUCCAGUCCUGGUCUCUCCUCAUUUUUCGGACAAUGCCCCCAGAGGAUUACCGCCAGACGCUCCGCAGCUUGGAGACCCACUACCAGGAAUUCCUGCGCAACAGCCAAGACGCGCAGAACUUUUUCCCGGAUGACCGGCUGCAUGUGCAGCGCGAAUACACCACUUGCACCCAGAAGUACGAGCUGCUGCUGCACAGCUUAGAGAAAGGUGAGCAGGAGGAGUCUGUGUGCAGGAGCUGCAUUUCCCAGCUGAAGGACAUCCGCCUGCAGUUGGAAGGCUGUGAGUCCCGCACCACCCACAAGAUCCGCUCGCCGCUCGACAAAGACCCUGCCAAGGAGUGCGCGCAGCGCAUCAGCGACCAGCAGCAAAUCCACCUGGAGCUGGAGGGCAUCAAGAAGAGCCUGGGCAAAGUGAGCGAGAAGACGGAGCAGGUGCUCUCCCAGCCGGAGCAGGCCAGCUCGGCCCCCACGCUGCACUCGGAGCUGGACAUCACGCUGCAGAAGAUGGACCUGGUCUACAGCCUUUCCAGCGUCUACCUGGAGAAGCUGAAGACCAUCAACCUGGUGAUCCGUAGCACUCAAGGGGCCGAGGAGCUGGUGCGGAAGUACGAGGAGCAGCUGAAGGACGUGCAGGCUGUGCCCGCCGACCUCAAGGCGCUGGAGGAGAGCAAGGCAGAGCUGAAGAGGCUGCGUGGGCAGGUGGAAGGGCACCAGCCCCUCUUCAGCACCCUGGAGGCAGACCUGGGCAAGGCCAGCGAGGUGAACGAGCGGAUGGUGCGGGGCCACAGCGAGAGGGACGUGGACCUGGAGCGCUACCGGGAGCGCGUGCAGCAGCUGCUGGAGCGCUGGCAGGCCAUCCUGGCCCAGAUCGACCUGCGCCAGUGGGAGCUGGACCAGCUGGGCCGCCAGCUGCGCUACUACCGCCAGAGCUACGACGCGCUCAUCCUGUGGAUCCGGGACGCCAAGCAGCGCCAGGAGAGCAUCCAGGCCGUUCCCAUCACCGACAGCAAGGCCGUGCGGGAGCAGCUGCUGCAAGAGAAGAAACUCCUUGGAGGAGGUGUGACCGAACUGAGUAGCCAGGUGGAGGAGUGCCAGCGCUGCCAAGCAGUGGCCAUUGAUGUUAUCAAGGAUUACGAGCUGCAGCUGGUGACCUACAAGGCCCAGGUGGAGCCGGUGGUUUCCCCAGCCAAGGCCUGGGGCAAAUUCCCAGUCUGGCGCCUGGAGGCAAUAUUCAGGGAGGUGCAAUACGUGGACCUCCGGACUCGAUACAGUGAGCUGACCACACUGACCAGCCAGUGCGCCAUCAAGCUCAUCACUGGAGACCCUGCGGGCGGGCUGGAAGAAGAGGGAGGGGAGGCCGAGAAGCUGAAGGCGGAGGAGCGCAGGCGGCUGGCGGAGGUGGAGGCCCAGCUGGAGAAGCAGAAGCAGCUGGCCGAGGCCCACGCCCGAGCCAAGGCCCAGGCGGAGCAGGAGGCUCUGGAGCUGCAGCAGCGCAUGCACGAGGAGGUCAGCCGGCGGCAGCUGGUCGCUGUGGACGCCGCGCAGCAGAAGCAGAACAUCCAGCAAGAGCUUACGCAGAUGAAGCACAGCUCGGACCUGGAGAUCCAGUCCAAGCUGAAGCAAAUCGAGGAUGCCGAGCUGAGCCGCAAGAGAGUGGAGGAGGAGAUCCGCGUGAUCCGUCUGCAGCUGACUGCCACAGAGAAGCAGAAGUUGGGUGCUGAGGAGGAGCUUCAAGCCUUGCGUGACCGGGCCGAGGAGGCCGAGCGCCAGAAGAGGCUGGCCCAAGAGGAGGCCGAGCGCCUGCGCAAGCAGGUCGCAGAGGAGACCCAGAAGAAGCGGGAGGCCGAGGAGGAGCUGAAGCGCAAAGUGCAGGCCCAGCAGCAGGCGGCGCGGGAGAAGCAGGCGGCGCUGGAAGACCUGCAGGCUCUGCGCCUGCAGGCUGAAGAGGCCGGGCGCAGGAUGAAGCAGGCCGAGCUGGAGAAAGAGCGGCAGAUCCAGCUAGCCCAAGAGGUGGCGCUGAAGAGUUCCGAGGCGGACCUGCAGAGCCGGCGCCUGUCCUUUGCGGAGAAGACGGCCCAGCUGGAGUUCUCCCUCCAGCAGGAACACAUCACGGUCACUCACCUGCAGGAAGAGGCCGAGCGCCUGCGCAAGCAGCAGCUGGAUGCCGAGCAGGCGCGGGACGAGGCGGAGAAGGAGGUGGAGAAGUGGCGCCAGAAGGCCAACGAGGCGCUGCGGCUGCGGCUGCAGGCUGAGGAAGUGGCCCACAAGAAGGCCCUGGCCCAAGAGGAAGCCGAGAAGCACAAGGAGGACGCUGAGCGGGAGGCCCGGAAGCGGGCCAAGGCUGAGGAGUCUGCCCUGCGCCAGAAAGAGCUGGCGGAGGAGGAGCUGGAGAAGCAGCGGCGGCUGGCGGAGGGCACUGCUCAGCACAAGUUGCAGGCGGAGCAAGAACUGAUCCGCCUGAAGGCGGAGAUGGAGAACGGGGAGCAGCAGCGCCUUCUGCUCGAGGAGGAGCUCUUCCGCCUGAAGGCAGAAGUGAGCGAGGCCAUCCAGAAGCGGAAAGAGCUGGAGGAGGAGCUGACCAAGCUGCGGGCUGAGAUGGAGUUGCUGUUCCAGAGCAAGGCCAAGGCCGAGGAGGAGUCCCGCUCGACCAGCGAGAAGUCCAAGCAGAUCCUGGAGGCUGAGGCCAGCAAGUUGCGGGAGCUGGCGGAAGAGGCGGCCCGGCUGCGGGCCCUCUCCGAGGAAGCCAAGCGGCAGCGGCAGCUGGCGGAGGAAGAAGCGGCCCGGCAGCGGGCGGAGGCUGAGCGGAUCCUCAAAGAGAAGCUCGCUGCCAUCAACGAGGCCUCGCAGCUGAAGGCCGAAGCCGAAAUAGCCUUGAAGGAGAAGGAGGCCGAGAACGAGCGGCUGCGGCGGUUGGCUGAGGAUGAGGCCUACCAGCGGCGGCAGCUGGAGGAGCAGGCGGCCCAGCACAAGCGUGAUAUUGAGGAGAAGAUCGCGCAGCUGAAGCAGUCCUCAGCCAGCGAGCUGGAGCGGCAGCGGCGCAUCAUCGAAGAGGAAAUCCGGAUCCUGAAGAUCCAUUUUGAGAAGGCUUCCGUCGGAAAGGCAGACCUGGAGCAAGAACUUGGUAGGAUCAAGCAGAGUGCGGAGGAGGUGCAGCAGAGCAAAGAACAGGCUGAGCGCGAGGCGGAGAAGUUGCGGCAGCUGGCCUUGGAGGAGGAGAGCCGCCGCAGGGAGGCUGAAGAGAAGGUCCAGAAGAUCCUGGCUGCCGAGCAAGAGGCCGGCCGGCAGCGCAAAGCAGCCCUGGAGGAGGUGGGGCGCCUGAAGGCCAGGGUGGAGGAGGCCAAGAAGCAGAAGGAGCUGGCCGAGCGCGAGUCGGAGCGGCAGAUCCAGCUGGCUCAGGAGGCUGCUCAGAAGAGGAUCACUGCAGAAGAGAAGGCUCACCUGGUGGCCGUGCAGCAGAAGGAGCAAGAGAUGCUGCAGACCAGGCAGCAGGAGCAGAGCCUCCUGGACAAGCUGAGGGAGGAAGCCGCCCGGGCCAAGAAGGCUGCCGAGGAAGCCGAGUCAGCCCGGGUCAAGGCAGAGCAAGAGGCAACCUUGUCCCGCCAGCUGGUGGAGGAGGCUGAGCCUGGAAGCAGUGCAAGCAGAGGGAGGAGUGCUCAGGCUCAAGCCAAGGCUCCAAGGGGAGGGCCGAAGUUCAAAAGGAGGCGGAGCUGGAGGGCAGCUGGGAGAGGGCUUAAAGCGGAGAAAAGUCAUCUCCGGCAGCUUUCAGCUUGGCGGACGAGAGAGAUGGAGAGGCACAAGAAGUUUUUGUUUGCCGAGCAGACCCUGCGGCAGAAGGCCCAGGUGGAGCAGGAGCUGGCCAAGGUCAGGCUGCAGCAGGGUGUUCCAUACCAGAAGGGACAUCUUGACUCCAGGGAGCUGCAGCGCCUGAAGGACGAGGUGACCGAAGCCAUGAAGCAGAAGGCCCAGGUGGAGGAGGAGCUCUUCAAGGUGAAGAUCCACAUGGAGGAGCUGAUCAAGCUGAAGACCCGCAUCGAGGAGGAGAACAAGGUGCUCAUCAUGAAGGACAAAGACAACAUGCAGAAGUUCCUGGUGGAGGAGGCGGAGAAGAUGAAGCAGGUGGCGGAGGAGGCCGCCCGGCUGAGUGUGGAGGCGCAGGAGGCUGCCCGUAUGAGGAAGCUGGCGGAGGAGGAUCUGGCCCAGCAGCGGGCCCUGGCGGAGAAGAUCCUGAAGGAGAAGAUGCAGGCCGUCCAGGAGGCCACGCGGCUGAAGGCAGAGGCGGAAGUGCUGCAGAAGCAGAAGGAGCUGGCCCAGGAGCACGCCAAGAAGCUGCAGGAAGACAAGGACCAGAUGCUCCAGCAGCUGGCGGAAGAGACAGAGGGCUUCCAGAGGACCCUGGAGGCGGAGCGCAAGCGGCAGCUGGAGAUGAAUGCCGAUGCGGAGCGCCUGAAGCUGCAAGUGGCUGAGAUGAGCCGGGCCCAGGCCAAGGCGGAGGACGAGGCCCGGCGGUUCAAGAAGCAGGCCGAGGAGAUCAGCCGGAGGCUGCACCAGACGGAGCUGACCACCCAGGAGAAGAUGACGCUGGUGCAGACCCUGGAGAUCCAGAGGCACCAGAGCGACCAGGAUGCCGAGAAGCUGAGGCAAGCCAUCGCGGACCUGGAGAAGGAGAAGGAGAAGCUGAAGCGGGAGGCAGGGCUGCUGCAGCAGAAGGCGGAAGAGAUGCAGACUGCCCAGAAGGAGCAGCUACGCCAGGAGACGCAGAUGCUCCAGCAGACGUUUGUCUCGGAGAAGAACGUGCUCCUGCAGAAGGAGCGAUUCAUUGAGGAGGAGAAAGCGAAGCUGGAGAAGCUCUUCCAGGAUGAAGUCAAUAAAGCGCGGGGCCUGAAGGCGGAGCAGGACCACCAGCAGAAGGAGAUGGAGCAGGAGAAGCAGCGGCUGAGAGGCAACCUGGAGGAGGCCAGGAAGAAGCAAGCGGAGGCGGAGGAGAAUGUCCGCUUGAAGCAGGAGGAGCUGCAGCGGCUGGAGGAGCGCCGGCGGCAGCAGGAGAAGCAGCUUGCUGAGGAGAACCAGAGGCUGAGGGAGAAACUGGAACGCCUGCAGGAGGAGCAUCGCGUGGCCCUGGCCCAGACCCGGGAGAUCAUGAUCCAGACGGAUGAGCUGCCACAGGAGGCCACGGUCCCUUCUCUCCAGGCACCUCCGCUGAAAGUCAUGCCCAACGGAAGAGACGCAGUGGACGGCAUAGCUCAAAAUGGCGAGCCGGAGCUGGUCUUCGAUGGCAUCCGGCAGAAGGUUCCUGCCCAGAAACUGGCAGAGGCUGGCAUCUUAAGCAGAGAGACCCUGGAGAAGCUGGCCAAAGGCACGGUGACCACGGAGCAGCUGUCUCAGAGAGACGACAUCAGGCGGUACCUCCGCGGGACGAGCAGCAUUGCCGGCCUGCUGACUAAGCCAGCCAAUGAGAAGUUGAGCGUCUAUCAAGCCUGGAAGCAGCAGCUGCUGAGCCCGGGCACAGCUCUCGUCCUGCUCGAGGCACAGGCUGCCUCCGGCUUCAUCGUCGACCCUGUGAGGAACAGGAGGAUGUCCGUCAACGAGGCCGUGAAAGAAGGCGUGGUCGGCCCAGAGCUGCACAACAAACUGCUGUCUGCUGAGAGGGCGGUGACUGGCUACAGAGACCCCUACACCGGGGACAAGAUCUCCCUCUUCCAGGCCAUGAGAAAGGACCUCAUCGUCAAGGAUCACGGCAUUCGACUUCUGGAGGCCCAGGUUGCCACUGGGGGCAUCAUCGACCCCGUCAACAGCCACCGCCUGCCUGUGCAAGUGGCAUACGAGCGAGGCUACUUCGAUGAGAAGAUGCAGCAGGUCCUGUCUGACCCGACGGAUGACACCAAGGGCUUCUUCGACCCCAACACCCAUGAGAAUCUGACCUACCUGCAGCUGAUGGAGCGCUGUGUGACUGACCCCGAGACCGGGCUCUUCCUCCUGCCGCUGACUGGCAAAGCCACUGCGGGGGAGCUGGCCUACACAGACCAAGAGGCCAAAGACGUCUUCCAGAAAGCCACCGUGUCUGCGCCCUUUGGCAAGUUUAAGGGGAAGACAGUAACUAUCUGGGAAAUCAUCAACUCUGAGUAUUUCACUGAGGAGCAAAGGCGGGACCUGCUGCGCCAAUACAAGACAGGAAAGAUCACUGUGGAGAAGAUCAUCAAAGUGAUCAUCACGGUGGUGGAGGACAGCGAGAAGAAGAGCCAGCUGUGCUUCGAUGGCCUCCGGGCUCCCGUCCCAGCCGCUGAGCUCCUGGAGAGCACGAUCAUCACGCAGAAGCUGUACAACCAGCUGCAGCAGGGGAAGAAGUCUGUGGAGGACGUGGCCAGCAUUGAAUCCGUCAGGAGGUACCUGAAGGGCAGCAGUGCCAUUGCGGGCAUCUUGGUGGAGUCCACUGGCCAGAAGCUGUCGCUUAGUGAUGCCUUGAAGAAAAACCUCCUCAAGCCAGAGGUGGCGCUCUCGCUUCUGGAGGCUCAGGCUGGGACCGGCUACAUCCUUGACCCGGUGCGGAAUGAGAAGCUCCCAGUGGACGAGGCGGUGAGGUCUGGCGUCGUUGGACCCGAGCUGCACGAGAAGCUGCUCUCUGCGGAGAAAGCCGUGACUGGCUACAAGGACCCCUACACGGGGCAGCUGGUCUCCCUCUUCCAGGCCCUGCAGAAAGGCCUCAUCCCCAAGAGCAACGGGAUCCGCCUGCUGGAUGCUCAGCUCGCCACCGGGGGCAUCAUCGACCCCGUGCACAGCCACCGCCUGCCCCUGCAGACUGCCUGCAAGCGGGGCUACUUCAGCGAGGAGAUGAACAAGGCUCUGUCUGCUCCCGCUGAUGAGGCCAAGCUGUACUACGACCCCAGCAGCCAGGAACACGUCACCUACGCUCAGCUGCAGGGGAAAUGCCAGGUGGACAAGCAGACGGGACUCCACUUGCUCCCCCUCUCAGACCAGGCCAUCCACUUGCAGCAGCAAGAAGAAGUCUACUCCGACAGUCAGGCCAAGGAGUCCUUUGACAAGAUGACGGUGGAAGUGCCCACGGGCAGCUUGAAGGGCAAGACCGUCACCAUCUGGGAGCUGAUUCACUCAGAAUAUUUCACGGAAGAACAACGGAGGGAGCUGAUUCGGCAGUACAAGUCAGGCAAGGUCACUAUUGAGCGGGUCAUCAAAAUUGUAAUCACCAUCAUUGAAGAGACUGAGGCCAAGAAGCAGGAGAAGUUGACCUUCAGUGGUUUGCGAGCACCUGUGCCUGCGAAGGAGCUCCUGGAGUCCAGGAUCCUCAGCAAGGCCCAGUACGAACAGUUGAAGGACGGGCGCAAGUCUGUGAAAGACCUCUCUGAUGUGGAGGCCAUCAAGAAGUUCCUGCAGGGGAGGGAGGGCGUUGCUGGAGUCUAUGUGGAAGGGACCAAGGAGAAGAUGAGCAUCUACGAGGCCAUGAAGCGGAGCCUGCUCUUGCCCAGCACGGCAGUUGUGCUCCUGGAAGCCCAGGCAGCCACGGGGUUCCUGGUGGACCCAGUCAGGAACCAGAAGAUGUAUGUGAACGAGGCAGUGAAAGCUGGCCUUGUGGGGCCGGAGCUGCACGAGAAGCUGCUUUCUGCAGAGAAGGCGGUCACGGGGUACAAAGACCCUUACUCUGGAAACACCAUUUCUCUCUUCGAGGCCAUGAAGAAAGGCCUGAUCUUGAGGGAGCACGCCAUCCGCCUGCUGGAGGCCCAGAUUGCCACCGGGGGCAUCAUCGACCCCGUGCACAGCCACCGCCUCCCCGUGGAGGUGGCCUACAAGCGGGGCUAUUUCGAUGAAGCCAUGAACCAAACCCUCUCAGACCCUACGGAUGACACCAAGGGCUUUUUUGACCCCAACACAAGGGAGAACCUAACCUACUUGCAGCUGAAGGAGAGGUGCAUUGAAGAUCCCGAGACUGGCCUCUACCUUCUGCCCCUGAAGCAACCCGAGAGGCCCGCAGUAGUGGAGACAACCCAAGUGUACACGGAGGCAGAGACCAAGAAGGUGUUUGAGGACACACAGAUUGACAUUCCAGUAGGAGACAUGGCGGGCUCCUCCAUGACCCUGUGGGACAUCAUGCACUCCAACCUCAUCCCCGAGGAGCAGCGCAAGCGACUGUUGGAGGAGUUCCGCUCAGGCCAGGUGACCAAGGAGCGCAUGAUCAUUAUCAUCAUUGAAAUCAUAGAGAAAACGGAGAUCAUCCGGCAACAAGACCUCACUUCCUACGACUAUGUCCGGCGCCGCAUCACGGCUGAAGACCUGUACGAGGCCCGGAUCAUCUCCCUGGAGAUCUACAAUGAGCUGAAGCAAAGUUCAAAGACCAUCCGUGAGGUUCUAGAGGUAGAAACUGUCUGGAAGUAUCUCUAUGGCACCGGCUGUGUCUCUGGCAUCUACGUCCCGUCCAGCAAGCAGAAACUUGGCAUCUACCAGGCUCUGAAGAAAGGGCUGAUAAGUCCGGAGGUGGCGCGAUCCUUGCUGGAAGCCCAGGCCGCCACUGGCUUCAUUGUUGAUCCCGUCAAAAAUGAGAUGUUAACUGUGGACGAGGCUGUCCGGAAAGGAGUAGUAGGCCCUGAAAUGCAUGACCGACUCCUGUCUGCUGAGAGAGCUGUGACUGGCUACCGGGACCCUUACAGUGAGCAGAAAAUCUCUCUUUUCCAGGCCAUGAAGAAAGAUCUCAUCCCUUCUGAAGAAGCCCUCCGACUGCUUGAUGCCCAGUUGGCCACAGGAGGCAUCGUAGACCCUCACCUGGGCUUCCACCUGCCCUUGGAAAUCGCCUACCAGCGAGGCUAUUUCAACAGAGAGACUUAUGAGAGGCUGUCUGAACCCAGCGAGGUCCGCAGUUACGUGGAUCCUUCCACCGAAGAGAAGCUCAGCUACACGCAGAUCCUCAAGCGCUGCAAGAAGGAUGACAACACCGGCUGCCUGUUGCUGCCGCUCAGUGACACCCGGAAGCUGACUUUCCGAGGCCUCCGGAAGCAGAUCACGGUGGAGGAGCUGGUGCGCUCCAAGGUCAUGGAUGAAGCAACUGCCCAGCGCCUCCAGGAGGGCCUGACCUCUGUGGAGGAAGUCUCUAAAAACCUGCAGAAGUUCUUGGAAGGCACCAGCUGCAUCGCUGGCGUGUACGUGGACUCCUCAAAGGAGAGACUGUCUGUCUACCAGGCUAUGAAAAAAGGCAUAAUCCGUCCUGGCACGGCCUUCGAGCUGCUGGAAGCCCAAGCGGCCACCGGAUAUGUGAUUGACCCCAUCAAGGGCCUCAAGCUGACUGUGGAGGAGUCCGUGCGCAUGGGCAUCGUGGGCCCGGAGUUUAAGGACAAGCUGCUUUCUGCUGAGAGAGCAGUGACAGGCUACAGGGAUCCCUACUCAGGCAAACUGAUCUCCCUGUUCCAAGCCAUGAAGAAGGGGCUGAUUCUGAAAGAUCACGGGAUCCGACUGCUGGAAGCUCAGAUUGCCACAGGGGGCAUUAUCGAUCCAGAGGAGAGCCAUCGCUUGCCUGUGGAGGUAGCAUACAAGAGAGGGCUGUUUGACGAGGAAAUGAAUGAGAUCCUGUUGGAUCCCAGUGACGACACCAAGGGGUUCUUUGACCCAAACACAGAGGAGAACCUGACGUACCUGCAGCUGAUGGAAAGGUGCAUCACAGACCCGGAGACUGGGCUUUGUCUUCUGCCCUUGAAGGAGAAGAAGCGGGAGAGGAAGACCUCUUCCAAGUCCUCUGUGCGCAAACGCAGGGUGGUGAUUGUGGAUCCAGAGACUGGCAAAGAAAUGUCUGUGUACGAAGCCUACCGCAAAGGCCUCAUUGACCACCAGACCUACCUGGAGCUCUCAGAACAGGAGUGUGAAUGGGAAGAGAUCACCAUCUCCUCCUCUGACGGGGUGGUCAAAUCCAUGAUCAUUGACCGGAGAUCAGGGCGGCAGUACGACAUUGACGAUGCCAUCGCGAAAGGGCUGAUAGACCAGUCUGCCCUGGACCAGUAUCGCUCGGGCACCUUGUCCAUUACGGAGUUUGCCGAUAUGCUGUCCGGCAACGCGAGUGGAUUCCGAUCUAGAUCCUCUUCCGUUGGCUCUUCUUCCUCCUAUCCUAUCAGCCCAGCCCAUGGCAGAGGCCAGCUGACGUCCUGGAGUGAUCCUACAGAAGAGACGGGCCCUGUGGCUGGCAUCCUGGACACGGACACCCUGGAGAAAGUGUCCAUCACGGAGGCCAUGCACCGCAGCCUUGUGGACAACAUCACUGGCCAGAGGCUGCUGGAGGCGCAGGCCUGCACCGGGGGCAUCAUUGAUCCAGGCUCUGGAGAGAAGUUCUCGGUCGCUGAUGCUGUCAACAAAGGUCUGGUGGACAAGAUCAUGGUGGACAGGAUCAACCUCGCUCAGAAAGCCUUCAGUGGUUUUGAGGACCCAAGAACUAAGUCCAAGAUGUCCGCUGCACAAGCCUUGAAGAAAGGCUGGCUGUACUAUGAGGCUGGCCAGCGGUUUCUGGAAGUGCAGUACCUGACAGGUGGGCUGAUCGAGCCUGACGCAGCUGGCCGGGUCUCGCUCGAUGAGGCGCUGCAGAAGGGCACCAUAGAUGCGCGCACAGCGCAGAAGCUGCGGGACGUGAACACCUACUCCAAGUACUUGACCUGUCCCAAAACCAAGCUCAAGAUCUCCUACAAGGACGCCAUGGACAGGAGCAUGAUCGAGGAGGGAAGCAGCCUGCGCCUGCUCGAAGCGUCCUCCCAGUCCAGCAAAGGCUAUUAUAGCCCCUACAACGUCAGCGGCUCAGGCUCCACCUCCGGCUCCCGGUCAGGGUCACGAACUGGUUCUCGGCAGGGCUCAAGGCGAGGGAGCUUCGACGCGACAGGAUCCGGCUUCUCCAUGUCCUUCUCUUCCUCUUCCUACUCCGCAUCGAGUUAUGGGCGCAGAUACACAUCUGGCCCAAGCAGCUGUGCGGAUGCAGCUGAACUCAGCAGCCCCUCCUUCCACUCGAAUGGGAGCUGCAGAGGGGAGGGAAGCUGGCCGAAGACCCUUGAGCUGCACGGGCUGCAGCUGUCUGCGGCAUGAAGCCCCCACCCCCCGGCCUCCAGAAGUCCGAGAUCACAUAUAUUCUGCUCUGCAUGAGAUAAAGCUGCUGGCUAACCUGAAUAAUUAUUAUUGUUUGUUUUUAUAAUUCUUAAAACUCAUUUUCUUCCAAAGCAGUGCCUAAAGUUUAACCAAAAAAAAAAAUCUAGAUUAAAUAUAUUAAUAUAUAGGAUUGUUCUGACAGUAUUUGUAUAUUGUGAGAGGGGGGGAGAGAGCGCGUGAGCAGCCCCUCCCCCUGGCCCUAACUGCACCUUGUCCCUUUUUGUACCAACUGCUGAGUCGCAUAACCAGCCCACCAGAAGCCUUUUUGUACCCCGACCAGCUCGUAGAACUUUUUUUCUAAUGGACUCUGCCAUCUCCGCCCCCGCAAAGGAGGAGAGGACCCCUGUGCCGUGCCUUGAGCCCUGCUGCCGGUGCGCUCGUCGUUGCCCGGAGGCCGCCGGGAAGCGCCUCAGACCCGCCUUGCGCCCCAGAGACAUUCCCACAGCCCCUCCAACUCCCGCCACUCCUCUGAAGUCGUUGCCUUGGACCUCCGCCACACCGGCCUCCGCAGGACGACCCUCGGAACGGCUCUCUGCUCCCUGCGCUGUUCAUUGGCUGCCUUCCUCAACCACACGGACUUGGCACUCAGGCUGCGUCUUCCGGUCCCUUCAAAGACGCCCCCUUGUCAUUGGGAGAACUCCUGACCUGGUUCUCUGGAAUGAGCAAGUCCUGGAUGAGUUCGAGAGGAGGCCCAGAUGCAGCUGCUCCUCUGCUGUGGUCGUCCACGAAGUGUUGCUGGAUGUCCAUUUGAACGUUCUUCCCAGUUGUCGUGGAUCUCGUGCCCCUGCUGGGGGAGUGGCACAGCAUUGUGGAUGCAGGCCGACGCGGCCUGCCCUUCCCCUCGGCACGCGCCGUGGAGCAUGUGGCGCAGGGGCUGGGCCUGCGGGCCUGGGAGGCUGAGCUCCUUCCCGCAGCCUGCCCGGAUCAGGCUCUCUAGUGCAGGAGCACUUUUGCUGCAGGACGAGUCUCUCCGGUCGGGAGUGGCGGCUUCAGCAAGGGCCACCGGCCAGGCUGUGCUGUGCUGGGCGGUCUGUAGCCACACGCAGCAGCUUCCCUCUUGUCCUCCCCGUGGGUGGGGUUUGGCGCACGUGUUCCUCUUCCUCUUUUGGGGUGCCAAUUCCAGGGGCUGUGAAGGUGCUUGACUCUCCUUUGGCAGCAAUAAGGGGUGUGAAGGGGGCACUAGAACUUGGCAGUGGGUCUGAUGAGCCCUUGCCAUCUAGGUCCCCCACCCCCCCCAAGUAUCCCUUUCAGGCACAUCACGGCCUUCCUCCUCCGGCCCAAUCGUAAUUCGCCCCACGUGAAUCAAGACAUCCCAUUUCUUCUCACCAUUGUUUAUAUUGUUGUUCUCAUUCUCCAGAUUUUGUGUUUGCACAAUGUCCUCGCUUGACCAAGCUGGUCUCCAUAUUCUGUGUGGUUCUGGGGCUCGCAGGAGCGGUGGGGGUGGGGUGGGGUGGGGGGCCGGGCUGGAUUCACUUUCAGACUGAGCUGUCCAGACCCAUCUCUUUCUUUUUGGGAGGCAAAACACUAAACCGUGACCUGUAAAUAACAUGAAGUGUUUGUAAAAACAGGCAGUAUGAAACCACAGCCUCUCCACAGGGAGGGCAGUAAAGAAGAUUCUAUGAAA